AUGUUGGAUAUGGAUGAUACCGUGUGCAACUCUGAGAAUGCAGAGAAUGAGAAUGAUUUAGUUGACAACCAGGAUUUUUUACAUAACAAAGCAAUACCUUUUGAUUUUAAAAUGAAUGACACACUUCAUGAACAAAAAGUGCCAAAAGAAAUGGUGAAGAAAUUUCACAAGUCUAUGCAAUAUUGCAAAAUGUAUAUCAAUGCACAGUUUGUCAUGAAGCAUGGCCAUUAUGCACCCGACCAAAGCAGCGCCAUAACUAUGUUUGUUCUAGAUGCUCAAGGGAUAAAAGUGUUCCCGAAGAGUUUUCUCAAGAGAAUUCAAUGA
This is a messenger RNA of Porites lobata, 324 nucleotides long. The record is from the annotation of a GenBank genome assembly. NCBI's taxonomy places the organism in Eukaryota, Metazoa, Cnidaria, Anthozoa, Scleractinia, Poritidae.